Molecule: messenger RNA, 5415 nt
Organism: Oryzias melastigma (Indian medaka)
Lineage: Eukaryota; Metazoa; Chordata; Actinopteri; Beloniformes; Adrianichthyidae
Product: G protein-activated inward rectifier potassium channel 1
Exons: 3
Coding region: 248-1795 (515 amino acids)
Biological process (GO): regulation of monoatomic ion transmembrane transport; potassium ion import across plasma membrane
Cellular component (GO): plasma membrane
Molecular function (GO): G-protein activated inward rectifier potassium channel activity
Source: RefSeq, a predicted model, not a curated record
CUCCUGCCUCCACCGUGCACACAAUCUUUGGAUGAGAUCUCAGGGAAAAGUUUGCGCGCGGCGCAGAGCCCUCUGCGUAAAAAGGGAUCAUGCAUUGCGCAGAAUCCCUCUUUCCAGGAGAGGGGCGCGCGUCCGUCUGACAGAGCAGUCCAGUGCGCUGAAUGUUGUUGCAAGAAAGCUUUAGGGCAGGAGGGGGGGAACCGAACUUCAAAAAUAACCUAAUUAUUGUGGAUAAGUACCGCGCGCAAUGUCCGCCAUACGGAGGAAAUUUGGGGAGGACUAUCAGAUGGUGAACACCAACCGCACUGUGACUUUUUCUGCUCCGGUGAAGAAGAAGAGGCAGCGCUUUGUGGAGAAGAACGGCCGCUGCAACGUUCAGCACGGUAACCUUGGAGGAGAGACCAGCAGGUACAUCUCCGACCUCUUCACCACGCUGGUGGAUCUGAAGUGGCGAUGGAACCUGCUCAUCUUCAUCCUCACCUACACAGUGGCGUGGCUGGUCAUGGCUUCAAUGUGGUGGGUGAUCGCCUACAUCCGAGGGGAUCUGAGCCACGCCGGACACGACUCGUCCUACACCCCGUGCGUCGCCAACGUGUACAACUUUCCCUCAGCCUUCCUGUUUUUCAUCGAGACCGAGGCGACCAUCGGCUACGGCUACCGCUACAUCACCGAGAAGUGCCCCGAGGGCAUCAUCCUCUUCCUCUUCCAGUCGCUGCUGGGCUCCAUCGUGGACGCCUUCCUCAUCGGCUGCAUGUUCAUCAAGAUGUCGCAGCCCAAGAAGCGCGCGGAGACGCUCAUGUUCAGCCAGGACGCGGUCAUCUCGCAGCGGGACGGGAAGUUGUGCCUCAUGUUCCGAGUGGGGAACCUGCGGAACAGCCACAUGGUGUCCGCGCAGAUCAGAUGCAAACUCAUCAAGUCUCGGCAGACCCCUGAAGGAGAGUUUCUGCCGUUGGAUCAGUGCGAGCUGGAUGUGGGUUUCGGCACUGGGGCGGACCAGCUUUUUCUUGUCUCUCCUCUAACCAUCUGUCACGAGAUCAACAACAAUAGUCCCUUCUUCGAUCUCUCACAGCGAUCCCUCACCAGUGAGCAGUUUGAGAUUGUUGUGAUACUGGAGGGCAUCGUGGAGACCACCGGUAUGACGUGCCAAGCAAGGACUUCUUACACCGAGGAUGAAGUGUUGUGGGGCCAUCGGUUCCUCCCCGUCAUGUCACUGGAAGAGGGUUUCUUCAGAGUCGACUACUCCCAAUUCCACAACACCUUCGAGGUUCCUACGCCUCCCUACAGCGUCAAAGAGCAGGAGGAGAGCCUAUCGCUAUCGUCGCCCAAUCCGCUAUCUGUAGCACAAACUCCCUCUUCACCCCUACUGGGUAACGGAGGUCGUUCAGGCCGACGGGAGAGACUCCUGUCAGCCGACCAUGCGGACCACACAGACGACAAGGCCUCCAGGCUGCCUAUGAAACUCCAGCGCAUGAGCUCGGCCAGAGAGGACAAGCUGUGGAAGGGCCUAAAGAUGGGGCCGGCCUUGCCCGGAGGUAAAGCCUCCAGUACGGGAGAUCUACCGCUUAGCAUUCAUAGGGUGGGCUCCAUUCCAGGUGUGGGUCAGGUGAAGCCGGAGGAGCUGGUGCAGCUGUUGUCCACGGAUGGAGAUGUGGAAGAGGGAGACCUGGAGAGACACAGACAAGCAGGAGGGGGCAACACCUAUGCUGCUCCGGCCCAAGCGUCAGUCCAGAUCUCACUGGCGGGGAGUUGGGCGGAGGACAACCUACCCGCUAAACUUCGCAAAAUGAACCGCUGACCCCCUACCUUCAGGACAAAAACUAAAUCAAGCUUGACGGGCAUUGCUUACCACUAAGGACUACUGUGAUUUCCUGUUUUACCCCUUCCUUAUUCUCUCUUUUACAUUUACUUUCGAGCUCAAAGUUCUUUGUUGCCACAGAUUGGACAACACUAAUAAGCCAUGCAUCCGUUCAUACUGUGAGUCACUUUUGAUAGAUCACCAUCUGUGUCUCCCACUGACUCCAAACACUUCUAUUCCUGAACCUUUUCUUUCAUUUCAGCUCACAGAGUCACACGGAACGCUUUGUUAUUGCUAGAAACGGCUGUACCUUAUUGUUAUUAUUUUUUAUUUGAACAAGCACCGACGUGGGAGUUCUAAAUGAGUUCUAUUGACUAUUCGCUAAACCCUUCACUGUAAUUGUCCGUAUGUUGAUAAGGGAAAAACAUCUCAAGUACAGUAAAUUUCCGAAACUUUUUUAUAGUUUGAAAGAUUUUUUGACAUGCUUUCGACUACCGUAACUCUUCAACCGAUUGACGCAAUUCCAGUGGAUUUUAGUUGCAGAGAAAAGCGGCUGUUAUGCAAAAUUUUACAUUCACGUGUUGCAAAAAGCCUUAUAUAUUUUGUACUUUUUAAACCUACGUUUUCUGCGAUCUGCUUUACUCAACUGUUUCUCCAAGUCAAAUGAGACAAUCUUAACCCUUUUAUAGCUGAGUUUUAGCUCCAGCGUUGACACUCUUUCGACUACCGUAACUCGUAAACUAUUAAUGCAAUUGACGUAGUUCCAGCUAUUUUUUUUUUGUAGAGAAAAGUGGCUCUACUUCAUUAUACAACAUUUAAUGAUAUUAUGUAUUGCAUAAUGGUAAAAAGGUCAAAAUCACCUGAUUUGAUCACUUAAACUGUUACAGUAUGUCAAAGAACGCUUGUUAUCAAUUUUUAAGCUUUGACACUCAUUUUAACAAAUACUUUUUAAACUCAAGUUUGCAGCGGUCAGGGUUAUGAAACAAAUUCACUAAGUCAAACUAGACAAUAUUAACCUUUAUAUGGCUGAGUUAUAGCUCCAGCGUUGACAUUAUACUGUCAAUGAAAUUGGCGUAAUUCCAGUGGAUUAAGUUGUGAAGAAAAAACAGCUUUACGCCGUUAUGCAUCAUUUUACGUUUGUAAUAUGUUGUGUAAUGGAACAAAAAGCAGAUUUUUUUUGUGUCAAAACCAGCGGAUAGACAAUCCCGUAAACUGUUGAAAUGUUACAUUAUUGAGUGGUAUUUAGGUGACACCAAAAACAUCUGUGGUGUUAAAGGGUUGACAAGUUUUUAAUUUUAAAGCUACAAAACUCUUUUUUCUUAAUUUGAACAAUUAUUCUAAAGCUAAGUUUGCAGUGAUUAGGGUUAGGGAACUGAUUCUCCAAGUCAAAAUAGGCUAUAUCAACCCUUUUAUAGCUGAAACUUUGCUCCAGCGUUGAUAUUUUUUCUACUAUCAUAAUUCAUUAACAGUUUAUAGAAUUCCAGCGGAUUCUAAAGCAAAGAAAAGAAGCCUUGAGCUGAAAUGCAACAUCUUACACUAGCGAGGUUAAUACGCAAAUUAGUGUAAAUCAGCUGAUUGUGUCACUGAGAAAAGCAGCUUUGUGCCGUCAUGUAACAUUUUACAUUAGUAAUGUGUUGCAUAGGAAAAUCAUUGAUUGCGUAAACGGUUGAAGAGUUACGGUAUGUCAAAAAACGUGUUAUUUAGGUGUCGCCGGCGACAUCUAUGGUGUUAAAGGACUAACUUAGACAAGUUUCCAACUUUAAUGGUACUACUCUUUAAAAAAAUUCUGCACUUAAGUUAGCUUAAACAGGGUUACGCAACUGUCUCCCUAAGUCAAAUGAGAUUAUAUUAAGUUAGUUUCUCAGUUCUAGUUUUUUCUUUGCAGUUGAAUUUGUUGGAUAUACUGUACAUUCUUGGCAAUUGGAGACCAAAUACAAUAUCAGUUUCAAUAUAUAUAUAUAUACACACACAGUAUAUAUAUAUAUGUAUAUUGUUGAUUUAUGUUAAAAACUGACGUGGGGUUGCAGGGGAACAUAUAUGAGGAGAUCAUUCAUUUAAAGACCCACUCUGAUUAUCUUUUGAUCUAUUUUAAAAGCUUUUCCAGUGGUCUUUUAAUCAUAAUUGUUAUUUUAGGCCAAAAUUAUAAAACCUGGCUCGUUUACUAGGAAAAAGUUUCUACUGUAGUUAUUAUUAGAAAUUUACCUCUGAAUUGUGGGCGGGAUUAUUUGUUGGGAGCAUGGAGCAACCCCGCCCCUCUUUUCCCUUCCGAUUGCUGACAGCUCAAGCAGCAUAUUUUCUGUCACAAGUACAAUCUUUUUUUAUCUGCUCCUGAUACACAAUGAUUUAAAUAAGGAAAUAUUGAGAAAUGCCAAUUUUAAGCUUAAUUUUCUUAAUAUAUGUUUUAUAUCAUUAGAAAAAAAUCACAAAAACACGUUAAUAUAAUUUUUAUCGGAGUGGGUCUUUAAAUUAAAGUCUAUAGGUAAUGUUAAGUAAAGUCUAAGUAAAAAAAAUAAAAUUUAUUCUUGUGAACCAUAAAAUAAGAGGAAGAUUGUUUUUCUCGCCUGCUUGAACGACAAGACCAACCCCUCAUCAAAUUGUGUCUCCAUGUCGAAAUUUUCCAGGCUUUGGCGAAUUUUCAACAGGAUAAGAGUAAAUGAAACUCCACUCCUUCGGCUGCAAGGUUAACCGGUUUCACUCCACCUUCUUCUUACUUGAAAUCAAAGCCCCUGACCUUUUUUUCCGCGGCUAAUCAUGUUGUCCUCAAGCCGACAUAAGUCACGGCGUUUACCACCCGGCUCCUCCCAACUGAGAUGUGGCCAUCGAGAUGAAAAGGAUUUCCUGCCGCAUCACAUCUGAGGACGUCCAGGGCUCAUUAGUCAUACUGCAGAGGAAAGCAGAAACAUUUGCGUUCUUAAUUCCUCGACUCGACGAAACGACCUCCGCUCGGCUUAAGAUAAGGUCGACCCCGGUAAACGAUGUGGGAGGAGCCCUGGAGUUCAUUUAUCACACAGUAAUUAUGGAGAAUAUUCAUCCAUUGAUCUUUUUGUGGCACUUCUUCUGCAGGAAACGUGGGCACAUUUUUACUGUUUUCCAAUUCAUAUAUUGUUAUUACUGCUUACAUAUUCAGUUAAACCCUUUACAUAAAGAAUUUGAAUUAAUUCAUCUUAGAGGAGCCGCAAAUCAACACCAGCAGGGCUAAAAAUAAAAAAGUUUCCUAUUUAAGUACAGUACAGAAGUUUUGCUUCCAGGGGAGAUUUUUCACAGAAUGGCACACUUUUUCUCUGCUACAUUAACUCCCCUGCUACACCAAUAGAACAUCAUUUUACAAAUGAACAUUUCAUCCAAAGGAGAUGUAAAUCGAUUGUUUACUGAAGACGAACUGUGAGAACAGCCUCUGGCGGUGGAUGACAGUGGAGUAGAGUAAUGGGGUCGGAGAGAGGAAGUACUUCAAAAAAAUGGAUAGAAGAGUUGUUACUUUAAAAGCCAUAAUAGAACAUUUUUUACUUCAAUUUAAUUUUUUUUAAUUUAUUGAAAAUACUUUGUGCCAAUACUUGCUCUGUUCCUCCUGAAACUCUUCAAUGUAAUCUGUUGGUCUCUCAUUAAAAUACAGUUGAGACAAA